Molecule: messenger RNA, 1680 nt
Organism: Arabidopsis arenosa
Lineage: Eukaryota; Viridiplantae; Streptophyta; Magnoliopsida; Brassicales; Brassicaceae
Source: the annotation of a GenBank genome assembly
GGUUUAUUUUCAAUAAAGGAAAAAAAUAUAAUAUUUACGUCCAUGACAAAUGGUGGCGGUAACAACGGUGGUGGUGGAAACACCGGAGUAGGAAACCGAACGGAGGAGUUACAACCCCAUCCGGUGAAAGAACAACUCCCCGAAAUUCAAUACUGCGUCAACAGUCCUCCUCCUUGGUUUGAAGCGGUAGUGUUGGGUUUCCAGCAUUAUUUGUUGAGUCUUGGCAUCACAGUUCUCAUUCCAAGUCUAUUAGUUCCACUCAUGGGAGGUGGUGAUUCUUUCUUUGGAACUCGAUUGCCUGUGAUAGCUGCUGCUUCUUAUGCCUAUAUCUUACCUAUCACUUCUAUCAUCUAUUCGACCCGAUUCACUUACUACACUGAUCCUUUUGAAAGGUUCGUGAGAACAAUGAGAAGCAUACAAGGAGCUCUGAUUAUAACCGGAUGUUUCCAAGUUCUUGUCUGUUUUUUAGGCGUAUGGAGAAAUAUUGUUAGAUUUCUAAGCCCACUCUCCAUUGCUCCUUUGGCAACAUUUACCGGAUUGGGACUCUACCACAUUGGUUUCCCUUUGUUAGCAAGAUGCAUUGAAGUGGGACUUCCCGGGUUGAUCCUACUCGUGUUUAUCACUCAGUACUUACCGCGUUUUCUGAAAAUGAAGAAAGGCGCGAUGAUUUGGGAUGGAAACAGAUGUGACCGUUAUGGGAUGAUGUUAUGCAUUCCAGUGGUAUGGUUGUUCGCUCAGCUACUCACAUCGAGUGGUGUUUAUGAUCACAAACCUCAGACUACUCAAAUCAGUUGUCGUACAGAUCGUACUGGUCUCAUCACCAACACUCCUUGGAUAUACAUACCAUAUCCUUUUCAAUGGGGAAGCCCAACUUUCGACAUCACUGAUUCUUUUGCGAUGAUGGCUGCGUCUUUCGUCACUCUCUUUGAGUCGACUGGUUUGUUCUAUGCAUCCGCAAGAUAUGGAAGCGCGACGCCAAUUCCACCAUCAAUUGUUAGUCGUGGUACUGGCUGGCUGGGAGUUGGAGUAUUACUCAAUGGCAUGCUUGGAGGCAUCACAGGGAUCACAGCAUCAACAGAAAAUGUUGGACUUUUGGCAAUGACUAAGAUUGGGAGUCGAAGAGUGAUACAAAUAUCAGCUGCAUCCAUGCUUUUUUUCUCCAUUUUUGGAAAAUUUGGAGCUUUUUUCGCGUCCAUACCAUUACCAAUCAUGGCAUCUCUCUAUUGCAUCGUCUUGUGUUUUGUGUCUUCGGCGGGACUUAGCUUUUUACAAUUCUGCAACCUCAAUAGCUUCAACACCAAAUUCAUUUUGGGAUUUUCUUUUUUCAUGGCUAUUUCAAUCCCGCAAUAUUUCAGAGAAUACUACAAUGGAGGUUGGCGGUCUGAUCAUCGCUCAAAUUGGUUGGAAGAUGUGAUAAGAGUGAUACUCAUGUCGCAUACAACGGUUGCGGCAAUAAUUGCGAUAGUGCUUGAUUGCACAUUGUGUCGUGAAAGCGAUGAAGCCAAGAAAGAUUGCGGACUCAAAUGGUGGGAUAAGUUUCGACUAUAUAAUCUUGACGUGCGAAAUGAUGAGUUUUACGGUCUACCUUUCGGCCUCAACAAAUUCUUCCCUUCUCAUUGAAACUUUCAAAAAAAAGUUUCUUCUAUUCUUUUGUCUUUUUAAUAAUUUAGUUCUUUUUCC